This is a messenger RNA of Haliotis rufescens (red abalone), 16237 nucleotides long. Its product is annotated as TPR and ankyrin repeat-containing protein 1-like. The coding region runs from base 200 to 11725 and encodes 3841 amino acids. NCBI's taxonomy places the organism in Eukaryota, Metazoa, Mollusca, Gastropoda, Lepetellida, Haliotidae. The transcript has 26 exons. The record is from RefSeq and is a predicted model, not a curated record. Gene Ontology annotation, molecular function: protein binding.
AUAUGAUAUGGGGAUUUCCCUUUCAAACAUGGCUUACGGUACUUCUCUCUUUGAAGCUGAUAUCAGCACGUUUUGAGAGUCUAUAUUUACACAUGAUCAUUGUUGGAAAUAGAUAAAUAACAUCCUUCUGUGUGGUUUCUUUAUUUUUCUUCCUAAUAUUGGAAACCUAUAAUUAAUGUAGCUGUAACCUUCUAGAACAAUGUCACGACGAGGGGCCCCAAAAUAUGGGGGCCGGAAGAAACGGGCAAAUUACUUUGCCCUCCAAGCAUACGAGGUUGAAAUGUCAGACAAAAAGAACUGUGUCAGAGAGAUCAUUGACUUUGCCAGGGUGUAUUUUGAGAAUGGACAGUAUGGCCGUGCCUUCAAUCUUUGUAACGAAGCUGAACAUAAGGCAUAUGAGUAUUUUGGGUACCCAGAAAGUGACCUCUUUAUGGAUAUCUAUGACAUUCGUACCCAGCUGUACAUCAAACAAAAUGAUCCAGAUGGAGCACUUGAGGAUGCCUCACAAAUGAUGGAAAUGAUGAAUUCAAAUCCACUAAGUAACCUGCGCUAUGCCCAGGCAAUGAGGGCGGGUGGCAAGCUAGCAGACUGUUUUGGCUUCCUGGUGGAGGGCUUGAAGCACCUCUGUGCAACCGAGGAAGACAGAAUCACUUACUUUGCUGAACUGGCUUCGGUUAUCCCAGAUAUCACUGUGGAAGAUGACAGUGUUUAUAAUGAGAUAGACCUCCCCAGCUCAUCCCAGUUUUGGUCUAGUGUCCUGAAGAACCUAGCCAAGAGCGACAGAUGGCAGGCUGUGUCGCUGCUCAUCCUCGGCCUCACCAACGGGCAGGACUGUCCACUGGAUUGUGUUGCCUCUGAUGCUUCAACAGCAGGCAUCAGUGUCUCGGGGCUGCUCAAGCACCUGCCUGAUGUUGAGCUGAAGAAAUGGGGCAUUAAGCUUGCUAUCUGUCUCCUGAAGAAGGGAGCAGCCAUGGAGAGUAUUUCAGCUGAUAUGGUAGAGCCUGUGCCUAUUACUGCAGUGGUAUCGGCCAUUAGAACAGGCAACAACGAGCUGUUCCGAUAUGUGAUGGAGACCAGCUCCAAGUUCCGGCUGCAGAUUGACAACAAGGACAAGAAUGGGGACACACCGCUCCACAUCCUGGUGAAAUCUGGGAAGACGAACUCAUUCAGCGGAGAAGCUCUUCUCAAAUUGUUGCUCAAUUACGGAGCAACUGUCAGUGUUCAAGACUCAAGUGGAAAAAAGCCGAUUGACUAUCUGGACGCAAAAACACAAGUGUAUGCUCACCUGAGUCAGGCAGCUAGCAAUUCAGAUGGUGCUCUAAGGAAGAGGAUAGCUGGUAUGAAAGAACAAGGAAACAAAGCCCGGCAAGACAAGGACCCGUUCAGUGCUAUCGGGUGGUACAAGGACGCAAUUGCUUUAGCCUUAACAGUCCCCAACAUGAAGCAAGACUUGGCGGUCCUUCACAGUAACUGUUCUGCUGUCUACUCCAGCUUAGAAAUGUAUAAUGAUGCUCUGAGAUCUGCGGAAGCAACUCUUGCCAGUGAUCCUAAAUUUCACAAGGGUUACUGGAGGAAAGGCCAAGCCCUGAAGCAGCUGGGCCGGAUACAGGAAGCACUGGCAGCAUUCAUCCAUGCUAUGCAGAGAACAGCUACCACAGAUGAAGAGAAAGUCCAAUUUCUCACUGAAGUUGUCGAUCUGCUUCCCUUAAUGGUCCAAAAAAACUUCGUUUUCAAGCCACAAAUGGGGGCCACUUUGGACUGGCUGGGGCCACUGAUGCCCAAAGUUCUGGAAAAUCUAGUCAAGUCAUCAUCUUUUGAAGCAAUCAGAAUCCUUAUCUUGGGUCAAGACUAUGUCCCUCUCAAAAACCGAUUACCACGGCCUGCAAUUUUGACUCUGAAUCACCUUCCAAUUCCAGUAGCUCAAGGUGUAGCCACCAGAUUCAAUGCCAGAGAUGUGGUACUCAGCCAGUUUGUGCUGAUGGCUCCUGAAACUCAAUGGAUCGAUGAGCUGGUAAUUGUCCUCAUGCUGCAGGGUGCUCCGUAUAACUCCCUCAAGACAUGUGAUGGUGACACACCCCUUCAUGCUGCCGUCAGACUCUGCAUCAAGUCAGGAGGUACCUUGAUGUUUGAGCAUGUCAUGCAGCUCAACCCUGCCUUCAUAGACAAGAGGUACAUCCAGGAUAGUGAAGGCCGUAGUCUGUUCCACACCGUCUGCGAGUGCUGCCCAUCAGGGGAUUCCCCUGUCAGUCUCCAGAUGACAGAGGUCCUCCUGUUCUUCAGGUUUGAUGUCACUCUGCGGGAUCGACUUCAACGAAAGGCAACAGAUCUUGUGCCACCACACAGUAAACUCCACAAGGAACUCCAAAAGAAGACUUACGCUCCCAUACUGGAAGAUGCAAAGACCCUGAAAGAAAAAGGUAAUCGUGAGUUCCAGUCUCAGAAAUACCAAGAUGCCAUAGCUAUCUAUUCUAAGGCUAUAGAUGUAAUGAUGAACAAGGCCCAGAAGUCGACCAGCUUGGCGGACAUGUUCAGCAAAGAGGAUGACCAUGACCUAGCGGUGCUGUAUGGGAACAGGGCUGAGUGCUAUCUGAAGAAGAACAUGGUACAAGAGGCACUGGAUGACAGCAUGGAGAGUGUAGCUCAUGAUGGCCAUUGGCAUAAGGCUCACAUGCGAGUUGGACGAUCCCUGCAGGCACUGAAGAGAACAGACCAUGCUAUCAGUGCCUUUGUGAAUGCCUACAACAGCCUGAGUCAAGAUGGUGCUGAGAAGAUUCAGAAAGAGAUCCUUGGCGAGCUGCUGAUGACUGUUAGCCAAAGUUCGAAGAUUUUGCCAGGUCAGCCAAUCCCCAAUCUGAACACAGUGCGCCGUGAGUUAUGGGCCAAGGUGGCGUACGACAUCAUCCUGAGGACAGCUCAGUGGGGUGCUGCUCACUAUGCGUACAAAUUGUUUGCCGUUGCCAAGACCAACAGUGUGAAGAUAAACAUCGACCUGAAACCUUUGUGUGACCCCAACAAUCUGCAGAGACAUCGAUGGGGAUCUCAGCUUGUCCUCUACUUCCUCAAGUGUGAGGCCAAUCACCAUACACUCCGCUUCGAAAAGGGGGACACAUAUCUGCAUGCUACUGUCUUCAUUGUCUUUCUUACAGCUGACAUGGAGUUGCUGAAAUGGCUGUUCGAAAAUAUUGUGCUGAUGAAAGACGAGAUGAACAUCGAGGAUGAGAAGGGAAACACAGCUCUACAUAUGGUCUGCUCUGCCAAACUUAACCCUGAUAUCAAGGUUCAAUUGUUAAUUUUCCUUGUUGAUCAAAACGUGAGUCCACUUAUACAGAACAGAAACAGUCAGACAGCCCUCGAUUGUGUUCCGUCCGGGGAACAUGAAGCGAGGCACAUCAUGACGCGGGCCAUGGAAAGAGCUGUGGAAGGAAAGUCUGUAUUUAGGAAACAAAAAGCGGUUAUAAGGGAACCAUCACCUCCUGUCCAGAAAUCUCGCAUUCAGGAACCAAAACAGACUUUCCCUAAAAGCAACAAGAAACAGCCUCAGAGGAAACAAUACUCCUCACAGUGUGACCGUUGUGACGAAACGUUUGAAACUGGCAUGAGGCUGUUGGACGAAGACCCAGAGAGGGCUGUUGACAAGUUUGUGGGAAUCUUGCUGUGGGAACACAAAGGAGGGAGACAUCAGGAAAUUGUAGACAAGUGCUUGAACAAGAUAGUGGCCGAACUUGGGCGGACUCUCACUCCAGAUCUCCCCGAUUCCCUGAAGAAAAUCUCACCCCACAUAAUGAAAAUCAUCAUGGAACGGUUUGCUGAAAAGGAUCGUUGGAGGCAUAUUGAGGCAGCAAUCAAACUCUAUGGUGCUGACAGACUGCCAAAGUCAUUUGCAAAAGGCAUCUCUACCAAGGGUCUCAUUGUAGGGAAAACUGUGGGCUCUGAAGCCCUGAAACUGAAGAUCCUGUCUCUCCUGCAGAGCCAUGGCGCGUGUCUGGUACGGGAGAAGGAAGCAGAUGCUAUGAAGGGUGCUAUUGCCAACAAUGAAGUGCGUGUUGUCCUGCGUCUUCUUGAUGAUGGCAUAAGCCCUUUGACUAUCAGUGUGACAUUUGGUGACACCCCAGUGCAUGCUGCUCUCAACAUAGCCUUGGACAAGGACAAAGGUAACUUCACACUCCUUGAGAGGCUUCUCGAGCUGCACAAAUCUGAUCCAGCAAAGUACAGCUACCUGAACUCACGAGUUGUGAACAGAGAGGGAGACACACUACUUCACAUGGCUUGCAAGUGCAAGUACAACAAGCAUUCUCAGAAAGCUGUGGAGUUUCUGUGUAACCAGCAGGUCCCAGCAGACGUCUGCAACAAGGGAGGCAAGAUGGCAAUACAGUACCUUACAACCAAAAAUGACAGACGAGCCCAGUUUCUUCGAGUUGUUGGAGGGACUGUGCCAGCCACAAAGUCAAAAACUAAUGAUACCUCUCAGAAAAAGGCCAAUGCCGUUGGUAAAGAAAAAACACAGAAAAAGACAGAGAAAACUGAUUCUCAAGAAUCCUCCCCUGAAAGGACAGAAGAAGAAGCUGACCUUGGAGUGACAUCUGAGGAGGAUAUCCGAGUAAAGGCUGUGAAUCUGGUAGGGGUUGCUCAGAGUAGGGAGAGGAUCAAGGAGAUCGUCAGCGAAAGACAAGAUCUGGAGAUUUCCAUUUUCAAGGAGAGUAAAUCCGAAAGAGACAAGACUGAUGUUUCUGCAGCAAUGGCAGCUUCAAAUGAUGCAGGGACUGGUGGAGCAUCAGCAGACAGAAGAACAGGAUCACCAAGAAAAGAAACAAGGACAGUAGCUGAGAGGAUGUUGGAGGAAGAUGCUGCUGAUGUCCUGGCACAGGUUGAUGAAGAGGACUUGGAUGAGGAUGAAGAAGUAGAAGAGGAGUCUGAGGUGAAUCUGAGCACAUUUGACAACUUGGCCUGGGAGGUGGAAUGUACUGCUGAUGUAUGGAAGUGUCUUCGGGACAAGCAUGUUCUCCCGGAAUUAAAACAGCGAGCCAUACGAAGAAUCCUUUUGCUAGCCAAUGGAGAGUGGAGACCAUACCUUCGCAAAAGGGUGAACAAUGCACCUGCAACACUGGAGCUGUAUGAAGCCAAGCUGUCGAAGGCUGCAAGAAUAAUUUGGGAGGUGGCAGUUGCUUUCUCUGCUCGGUGCAGUGAAGCAGCAGACAAGAGACUUGAAGAUGAGGAGGUACAAGAAUUUGCCGUCAGAGGAGGGAGGAUUUAUUCGGAGAUCAUCCGAGUCUGGGAUAUUGUCUUCGACCAUGACAACCUGUACAGGUCAAUCCAAAAUGUCAUCAAGUCACACAGUAGAGGGGAGACAUGCAUCCUCAAAAAGAAGCUGAAAGGAGUGAAAGAUGCCCAGUUCGAAGGAGGAAUCACAAAGCGAUAUCCAAUGCUGUUUGCUGAACAGGAUGAUGAUCUGGGCCUUGAGGCUGUGAGAGACAAGCAGCAGAUGCUGCUGUACCCACCAGCCAGUGCUAAUGAAACAGAGUACCACAUUCUUAAGUUCUACUCCUUUUCCUCAGCACUUGUCAACAUUAUUCUCCAGAACAUCGAGCGCAAGGUUGACUUCCCGUUCCGUGUGACUGACAAGGAGCAUGCCAUCAUUCAUCUGAGAUCGAAGUCUCCCAUUCUACUGCUAGGUAGAAGUGGAACUGGCAAGACCACCUGCUGUCUGUACAGGCUGUGGACAAGUUUCAUAUCCUACUGGGUCAUGGCUAAAGACUCAGGCGAACCCUUCCUGCCCCGACCCGAGCGCUUCAUGGAGGAUGAGAAAAUAGAUGAAGCAGGGGACGACAAUGAGGAUGAAGAUGAUGAAGACCUUGAUGACGGAGGGAGAGAUGCUGGCGGAGCUGCCUCCAAAGACGUUGAUACUCCUGUAUUCGAAUGCUUGAAUGAUGAGGAUGAGGAGGAUGACCUGGGUGGUCCGGAGUAUGACCAUUUGCAUCAGAUCUUCGUCACCAAGAACCCUGUCCUGAGCACAGAGGUUCACAAGAACUUCUACGAGCUCUGUCAUGCAUGCGAAGCGACUAAAGAUCAUGCAGGAAAGGAGGCAGACGAUCUUCCUCACAGGCUGCAAGAUGUGCAGGAUUUGUGUUACCCUCUGUUCCUCACGUCCAAGCAGCUGUUGAUGAUGCUGGAUGCCUCCCUGGAGCCGCCAUACUUCUUUGAGAGGAACGAAGAUGGAAGUCUCGGAGCCCGAGUACAAGGAUGGGGCACUCAAGAUGACCUGUUUGGAUUUUCCCCCCUGGAACCAGACUCUGAUGAUGAGGAUGAAGGAGUUGUUGACUUGGAUGAAGAUGUGGAUGAAGACGCAGAGAAUGCUCCAGAACAGAUACGACCUGCCCCGCAUCAACAGAAGGUAGAUCCCAGAAAAGAAGUCACUUAUGAAAUGUUUGCUGAGGAAAUCUGGCCCAAGAUUCUCAAAAAGAUGUCUGUGAAUUACCACCCGUCCCUUGUGUGGACAGAAAUCAUGUCAUUCAUCAAGGGUUCUUUUGAAGCUUUGUUAAAGCCAAAUGGACAUUUGAGCAAGGAUGAGUACAUCGAGUUGGGAAAGAAAAGAGCCCCCAAUUUCACUGGCGAGAGAGACAAAGUUUAUGAACUGUACCUCAGAUAUGACCAUUUCAAGAAGCAGAAGUUCCUGUUUGAUGAAGCAGAUCUUGUCCAGAACAUUUACAAACGUCUACGAUCUAUAAAGGAACAGACAUGGGUGAUUCAUCAGUUGUAUGUGGAUGAGACACAGGACUUCACACAGUCCGAGCUGUGUGUCCUCCUUAGAAUCACCCAGAAUCCAAACGAUAUGUUCCUCACUGGCGACACAGCUCAAGGCAUCAUGAGGGGAAUUUCUUUCAGAUUCAGUGACCUGAAGUCUCUGUUUUUCUAUGCAAGAAAGUCUCUUCAUGCUAGAGGGCAGUUCGGAAGUGUCAAUGUACCCAAACAAAUCUACCAGCUGACUCACAAUUACAGAUCACAUGCUGGGAUUCUCUCCCUUGCAUCCUCAGUUUUGGACCUGAUGGUCGAGUUCUUCCCAGAAUCGUUUGACAGAUUGCAGAAAGAUCAAGGCCUUUUCAAUGGACCACCACCUAUCCUGCUGGAGUCCUGCAGUGUUGGAGACUUAGCAAUUCUACUGCAGGGCAACAAGAGAAAGACAUCGCACAUUGAGUUCGGAGCCCACCAGGCUAUCCUGGUAGUGAAUGACUCUGUGAAGAACAACAUGCCGGAGGAGCUGAGCCACGGCAUCGUACUCACCAUCUACGAGGCAAAGGGGCUGGAGUUUGAUGACGUCCUGCUGUACAACUUCUUCAAGGACUCUCAGGCGAUGAAAGAAUGGAGAGUUGUUACAUCAUUCUUGGAACAAAUUGCAAAGGGCCAGGAAGAUGAAAGAACAGAAAAUCUAGUCAUCAUUGACGAAGAAAUCUUAAAGAAGCCAAAGAGGCCUCGCCCUUUGAACUUUGACCCCAACCAGCACAAGGUCCUAAACUCUGAACUGAAGCAUCUGUACACAGCCUUGACUAGAGCACGGGUCAAUGUGUGGAUCUUUGAUGAGGAUGAGGAGAGGCGGGCCCCCAUGUUUGAAUACUUCAAGGCAAGGAAGCUGGUCAGAUGUAUCACGGAUGCAGAGAUGAAUGCUGCUGCUGGUAUGGAGGAGACAAUGUUUGCUGAGAAGUCCACCCCCGAGGAUUGGGUGAAACGUGGUGAUGAGAUGAUGGGCCGGUGUCUCUACGAGGUGGCCGCCAAGUGCUACAGGAUGGGAGACAAUGAGACGAAGGAGAAGAUAGCCCAGGCUCACAACCAAGCUUUGAAAGCUUCCAGGAUGAAGGACAACCCGAAGAAGAUGAAGGAGGAGUUUGUCUUCGCUGCUGAGAAGUUCCUGGAAAGUGGCCAUGACAACAAGGCUGCCCUCUGCCUGCAGAAUGCUAGGGAAUAUGAGCUCGCAGCUACCGUGUUUGAGAAAUGUGGACAGUUGGUUGAUGCUGCAAAGAUGUUCCGAAGAUGCAAGAAGCAUGUUGAUGCAAGUCGAUGCUACGAACAGCUUGGUAACUACCACAAAGCUAUAGAGGUUCUUGACAACGAGGAGCUGUAUGACCAAGCCAUUGACUGCCUUGAGAGACACAAACUGGUUGUCAGUGAGCUGGAGAGGAAAGGGAAGGAGGUCCCACGUGUGCUCCUCCUCAACAAGCCUGGCAUCAGCUUCACUGUGGCCAGACUCAGCUACAAGGCGGCCAACUUCUACCACAGGUACAAGAAUGAAGCCAAGAUGGUGGAGGCGCUGGAGCGCUUGCCCCGCGUUGAAGACAGACUUGUCUUCCUCAAGAAGCGAUCCUAUGUGGAGCAAGCUGCUACAAUCCUCGUGCAGGAAUGCAAGACAACUGAAGCAGCCCGCAUGAUGCUUCAACAUGGGAAAGUUGAGAAAGCGUUGGACUUUGCUCUGCAAGGAGAUGACCAGGAUAUGCUUGGUGACUGCCACUAUGCCCAGGCCCUGGCUCUCAUGUCCUCAAAGGAAGGAUUUGACCAACCAAAAAUCUUGGAACACCUCACCAGCGCCCGUGAUGCUUACAUGUCGGUGAAGAAAGUAGACAGUGUUGGGGUUACCUGUUUGGCCCUGGCUAGCAUCAGACUUGACCUUGAAACUGCAAAGAAAGCUUUUCAAAAUUUCCAAAGCGUCAAACCCUUUGCUAAUGAAGCCGGAAUGCUGGAGUCCUUGGAUCUUGUUGUGCGGUUGUCACCCAUGGAUGAAGCGUUUGCCGACAUGAAGGCAGUUGUCCGCGGCGUGGACGCCUUGUUCAAUGUAAUGAAAGCUCUGUUGAAACCAACAUCGACCGAGGAGAAGGCAAGGUGUCAGUUGUAUUUGCAGUUCUAUGGGCUCCAUGAGAAGGAUGUCAACAUUCUGAUCGUCUACCCGAAGCAGAAACCCAGAUGUGUCAGGGUUAUUCCAGACUUCUAUGCCAACAAGCAGGAGAAGAAACAGCCAUGUGUUGAAAAGGAAAAGAAGAGAAUAUGUGUGAUGCUAAGCUUCCACCUUGUAGACAUGUUGAAAAACUGGAUCAACUCAAGUAGAGAUUCUCUCAGAAGCCAUGUCUCUCACCGACUCCAGUGUAAGUCCCACAUGGAGGGAGAAGUGUGUCCUGACGAGGAAUACUGCCCUUACCUACACACAGACUACAACAGGGGCUUGGCAUUCAAUGCUCUGGAGGCCCUGCUCUGGGAGGUACAUCUGGACAGUAUUCUUCAAUCUGGAGCUCUUCACAUUAAAGGAAUCAAGAUUCCAGGCUUGGAGUCUGAGAUGAAGAACCUGUACAGAGGAAUCAACUCCUUGAGUGAUGAAUCAACUAGGUUUGAUUCUUGUGAGAGGCUGUUAGACUUCUUGAUACCAGAACAUCAUCACUUGAGGAAUCUCACUGAAAAUAGUUUUGUGACAAAGCAGUUGUUAGGCCGGUUGUCGUUUGGAAAAGUUGAAGCUCAGGUUCGCAGAUUCCUUGAGUACUCCUGGAAAUUUUCAGAAAAAACCUUAAUUGACACCCUAGAAAAAAGAUCUAAAAGCACAGACUGGUUUGUAAGAGCUACACUCUUUUCAUCACUUUUUCGUUUGAAAAUGGAUAUUUCCAAAUUCUGUCAGCAGCUUGAAAGUGAUCUGAUGAAACAUACCCCAAGAUGGUUGGAUAAACGCAGAAAGUAUGCCCUCAAGGCUGAUUUCCAUCACCACACUUUUACAGUAGUCUGUAUCGGAAGAAGAUUCUUUGAUGUUCAUCAGUGGCUGCAAGGAAGUCCAGUCAAGGCUGUAAUGGAAUAUGCAAAGUUUGUCAAACUUAUGGGUGAUCGAGUCAGGCUUUCUGUAUUCCCUAAGAUGCCACUGUUCCUGUUUUGGCAAGAGGUCUUUGUGUGUAUUUCCUUCUUCUGCAUUGCAAAACUCUCCCCAGCCACCAUGAGGUUUGUUCUCCCUGCAACAUACCUUGCUACCAUCCCAUUAGUAAAUGCUACUUUUACAAAGGGUGAGAACACAAUACAGGAGUUGGUUCACACAAUAUCUGACAGGGGGGACAACCUUCAAAUUGUUAAGGAUCGCUUUCUACAGAUAGUAGGCGUGAUUUUUGGGUCAAGAAUGAAUCUUCUAAGAUUGAUAUUCAAACCAAGGAAGGAAGGAGCGGAGAUACAAUAUCUUCAAGCUGAGAGACUGCUUGUCCUGGCACUAGUUCUUCUGACCAACAUCGGGUCGUUUGUCGCUGUUGAGCUGGAAAGUCAACUGAUGUCCACAAUCUUGAAACUGAGUCUUCCAGAAGAUGCUCCUAACAGAUUGACUCGGAGUCUCAAGGCAGUGAAACAGUCGAGAGGUAUUGUUGACAUCGUGGCUGUUCUCCGGGACCUGCUGAUGCAGAGAGAAGAAGAGUUCCUUUUGUCCUGCUACUGGAAGUGGGAUAGCCAGAGACGACAGGGAGCUCAGUUCAAACAAGUGCACAGACUGGAUAGCUUCUCUCCAGGAUUUCAUCGAUUUGACCCAGAGAAUCUGGAAUCAGGAAAUGAGAUGCUUCUGGACUAUGAAGAGGAAGAGGAAGAACUGGGUCUCACGCCGGAGGAGGCUCAAAGAAAACUCGAGGAGAAUUUACAGUAUCAGGAGAAUCUCAUAAGGGACAAAGCAGCCAAGAAACUACAGCGAUUCUUCAGAUGGCUUACCUUCAAAGAGAGAUUUGAAUCUGGCAACUUUAUUAGGAUGUGCUUGCAUCAAGAUACAAAGGACACAUUUGCUCCUUUUGAAGUGACUGAGAAGAUGUGUGGAGUCUGUGGAAUGCCUUUCCAGACGGAAGAACUUGCCAUGAAGGACCUGGAGGAGGAGAUUACAGAUGGGGAAGAGGCCACAGGAAGACGCAGUCCAGACUCGUUUUUGUCACCUGAAAAGUCAAUGAGCCUCGGAGGAAGGGGAAUGUGGAGCCCAGGAAAAUUAUCUACACCAUUGGAGUCCCACAGGACAACAACUGAACAUAUCCAAACGAAAUUCCAGUUUGAGGUAUUCAGACGUCUGUAUGAUGACUUCUUUGCCAUGAAGGUCCCAGAGAUGAGGAAAUUUAUAACCAGGACAAAGUUGAGAGACCAGGACUUCACUGCAGAGCACUACCCUGACCAGGCUCUUGAUGUGUCCCGGCUGACUUCUCAAAUGGAUGAAGUGCUCAACAUGCUUGACAUCGUCCUUCGUGGCCGCAAAUGGGAUCUGUCGGUGAAGCUGAGAGACAAGGUUGUGAUGUUGUUUAGUGAUUACAAACGAGUUGGUCCAGAAAUCAAGGAGAAGUACAAAGAAUAUGUGAAACAGCAACAAGAAGUCAGAACUGAAGCAAGAAUGGUUAAUCCCUCCGGAGACGAGGAACAGAAGGAAGAUUGGGACAAGGAAACUGAUGUAGUUGAUGUUGUAGAACAACCUGCCCCCAGGAAGGAGUUCAGGCCACGUGGUGGAGGUGGACGAGGGCGACACAGAGCCAGGGGUCAAAGAUGGGAGGGAGGCAGGGACAAAGGAGAUCAUAGAGACUGGGAAGGAGGAGCUGGUAGAGGCAGAGAUAGAAACGAGAGGGAAGGUCAGAAGCGAGACGGACGUCAUCGUCACUUCAGCCAGGAAGAUUUGCCUCCUAGAUUUCAGCGGCAACGGCAGCAGCAGCAGAGGAGGCAGAAACUGAAUGAUCAGUAUCAGCAGAGGAGGCAUCAGGUGCCUCUCUGAGACCUUGCCAGGCAGACCACAGAUGCAAACAAUUGUGUCAUUGUUACAUGUUCAGUGUGACAGGAACUCAGCAUUUUGUGAAUAGAUAUUUACUAUUUUCGUGGACAGAAGAUGCCAUUGGCUUCUUAUUGGAAUGGGAAUAUUCUUUAUCACUUUUCACAUGGACAUAUUUUGAGCUGUUUCCACAUCAAGUCAACAAUGACGCUUUUCUUCCAUGACACAUCAUGAAGCAUAGCAUAGGCAACACAGAGGCACUGAUUAGAAGAACAUAGAUGAGUAAGGUAUUCUCAAGCUGACAUGCAUGUUACAUUCUUGAGAGAAAUUCUGACAAUGUGAUAGAAUGUUCUUCCAGAAGAUGUUGGCAUAGAUCAAAGAACUUUUUGUCAAAGGGCCAUAACACAUGUUAUCAAGGAAAGAUGUGAUGGCUGAAAUAUACAUUUUGUACAAGCAAGAAAUCAUUUUGUCUGAAACAACAGAUAUAUGAACAUUUGUGCUUCAUAAGCUAUGUUUUUUACUGAUGGAAAACUUUUAAACACUGUUUAUAGCAGCUGAUUCAGUACCUGUAAUUGAUAAUUAGCCAAAAGUUGACAAAUUAUUUAUACUAUGAGCAAUACUAUGAGUGGCAUCCAAUGUUUCACUCAUUGACUUUUCCCUUAAUAAUCACAGUGGUAAAAGGCUGAAACCUGCAUUACUUUGGGCAUGUAUGUUAUAGCAGAAUCCUAUGACCAUGGGUUUGAAUCCUGAUUUGUCCAGAUUAUGUUAAGGUUUGUCAGAACCAUACCUGCGCUCAUGGGUUUCACCAAAGGGGUAAAAGACUGACACCUGCAUCACUUCGGGCUUUCUUCCUACAUCAAAUGCCGUGAUAUAAUUUGAAUACUGUGAAACUGGCGUCACACACACACACACACACACACACUCACACUCACACUCACUCACUCACAUGGCUAGUCAUUGGGAAAUCAGCAGAACGAGAUAUGAAUGGAUUUGAAAACUGAUUUGACUACCGACAGGUGAGACUUAGUUCUCUUCAAUGUACAUUUUGUAAGUAUUGUUUACGUGCCUUCUCAGAUCAUUUCAACUUUGCAUUGCUGUUUUCGGUAAGACCGGGAAAGUAUUAUGCUGUGGUGCUUUUGUUAGAACUAGAUAUUUUGUGAUAAAACCUGCCUUCACUCUUUCAUGUCCCUUUGGGAUUUUGAGUUCGAAUAGGUGCCCAGUAAAUCUAUGCAGGUUGUAACAGGCGACUAAAUGGAUUGGGUGGUAAGGCGUGAUGACUUGGUUGAUUGUGAGUUGAUUAUUGCUCACAAUAUCAAUCACUGGAUUGUCUUGUCUAGACUUAGUUAUUUACUGGUCAUAUAUUGCUGAGUGUAGCGCUGAACAACAAAACACGCCCUCAAUCUUUCACACAAAUAAGCUUGAUUAAACAUCAGUCACAAUGUCUAUGCAGUGCAGUACCAUAUGGUGUUUCCUGUUGGUCUUCUGGUGAAUACACCGUCUGCCUGGAGAAUGGAAGGUUGGUGGUUCAAUCAGCGGCCAUGUCAUACCAACAGACGUUACAUGAUGAUACUUGUUACCCUGCCUAGCCCGUGGCAGAAAGGACUGGAUGGCUCAGUCCGUAUACUGUGUCUGAGAGGGGUAUCCAUGUUACGUAUCCAACUACGGCAUGGUAUCUCAGUUGGCUAGCACCAUGAAACAGGUAUUCGUGAGGGCUAAUACAAACAGCGACACACGUACAUGCAUAUCGCUGUAUCAAUGCAAUAAUCUUGAAGGCGACCAUACCCACAAGCACGACCUCACCUCCUAGUGGUGUGCACGAAGUCUAUGCAGAAAAAAUCCCAUUUACUAAUGUGCCUCCAUUGCUGGUAGUAUGACUAGACUUGUUUUUUAUGUAAACAACUAUUUCUGGUCAACAUCUUUUACAAAAUGUCAACUAUCAUAUAUCUUACUGUAACUUCAACUUGUAAUCUUAUGUGGAUAAUUGUAUUUCAUGUCUUUUUUGAGAGUGUUCUGUGGACUACACAUUUUGUCACUCUGGACAGGGCCAUUCCCUGUGAGAUUGCAUGGAUUAACAAAUUCUUGAUUUAUGAAUUAUUGAUAAGAGUAAUGUUACUUUGGAUUAUUGUUGAUGUUCCUCACUAGAUUAUCAGGAAAAUAGUGUUCAGAACUGAUGGGGUUCAAACUAACAAGUUUUCACUCUGUUUAUAUAUUGUAAAGGAGACAUCAUUUCCAAUUUCCUGUCGCUUGGAAAAUAUUUUAAUUAAAAGUUUUCAGCUGUCAUAUUUGAAUUCAGAAACCGAAAGGAAACCAAAUGUGGAAAGGUUUUGUAGAUUUCUGUAAAUGUGUUUUAUAAUGUCCAAAUCAUGUUUAUGACAGAUUGUAAGCAAUUGCCUUACCUUCUUUUUCUCGGAUUUUUGUUUCACGAAAAAUCUGUUUUCCAUGAUGUCAACAAAUCAAAAGAAAUGUUUUGCUUGAAGUCUUUGGCUUUAUUGUCACAUGAAACUGUACACUCACCCCCAGAGUUCAACAAAUGCUAUUAUUCAGGGAUGAAACAGGACUUUUAUGGCAAAAGAUUCCUUGAUCACAUUGAUUUUCUAGACAACCGCAGUUUUGAACAACUUCUCACACCUUAUUGUUUCAAUAUGCUGACAUUUUCUGUUCUUAUCAUUCUGCAAAAGAUCAACAUGUUGGAAUACUGACAUAUUGUAUUUACCUUACUGUCAGCCUUCCUCUGUUAUAAAAUUACUGUCGCCCCUUUUGUCUAGUGAACUACAGUAUUUUUUGAACCCUUCCCACAGUGAGUUUGAAUACUUUUUAGAAAGUUAUGGUACACUUCACUGAUGCAUCAGUCCAAAUCAGUGAUCAGUGUCAGUGCUGCGAUUGUCUAGUGCCUUUGCUAUAAAUAUGUAAUAGUAAUACCUGUCAGCUGAUUUUCACAAGAACACAGUUUACCGAUUACAACAGAAUAUUAUAUUGUAUGGCAAUGAUACACACAAUGUUCCUCACCAGCAAUAGUUGUAGGGUGAGUGCUUAGAAUGGGCACGUGCCUGAGACCCUCGGGUAAAGAUGAAUCUUGAAAUUAAAAGUCACAAUUUUGGAGCUAGACCAAUGUGGGUUUUUUUCAUGAAACAGAUAUUUUCAUGAGUGUGUCAAUGCAAUUCCAUCAUGUCUGAGCAAAGCUUACUAAAAUAGUUUCAAAGUUCUAUACCUGUCAGUGGGCUCAGUAUGAGGCAUGUCUAAGUUCAAGUGUUUUUAUAUGGUUUUGAACCAAUCAACUUGUAAUUAAGGAAUAUUGCCAGCAGAUAAAAACAUCCCAUUAUGUUUCCAAGUUUGUGAGUACCAUAUCCAUGUGGGUUUCACCAAAGUGGUGAACAUGUGAGACCUGCAUCAUUUCAGGCAUCCUUCGUUCAUGAAGCUGACAUGCCGUGAUAUAUUUGGAAUACUGUCCAAAUCAGUGUUUUUCCAACUCACUCACUCACUGCUACAGUUUGAUAUGAAAUAAAUUAACACCCCUGACUGAGAACUGCAGCCCAUGACAGACACAGGUUGUAUCUUUGAGUUGCAUUGAAGAGCUGUAGAGUCCAUGUAGGCUCGGGCACUCUAAUAAGGUACGACCACAAUGUUGCACUGAAAGAAGAAAGUAGUUCAAAUCCAUGACUACAAGUACUUGAUAGUUGUAGCGCUAAGAUCGCUUUGUGCAAGUGGGCCCAGGUGUUCAUCAUACAAAGGGGACAUUACUGAUCAACCCACCCUACCUCUGAUUUAGGUUUCAAACAAAGUUGUGUUCUUUUUUCAUGUAUGUUUGUAAUGGUGCAUAUGUAUAUGUGUGUAUAUAUGAAUUCUAUUGGGUGGGAUAUUGCUUUUGAUUGAAGAACAUUUCUGAAAUAGAUUUUGCUGAAGUUUCCCAUUCAAGGGUUUGAAUCUAAUUCAGGUCGAACUUAAUAAAUGACACUUGCAGUUUUUCUCGUGUCAUAUUCAACAUAACUUUCUGUUUAAUUGGUUGCACGGGUGGCCGACUAAUCCGAGGCACUGCGAUUUGCUGUUUAGAAUUGCGUCCCUUGGGCAUGCCAGAAACCUAUGAUUGUUGUUUCGAAUCUUGGUUCACGCCGAUAAUGUUUCUAGGUUUGUCAGCACCAUACCCGUGCUAGUGGGUUUCACUGGACUGGUAAACGUCUCAUCACUUCAGGCCUUCCUCCCACAUUCAACUGACACAGCACGAUAAAACUGGAAUACUGUUAAAAGCAGCGUUAAACCCAUCUCACUCACUUCUGUUUAAUUUUGACUAAAGUGUUUUGACUGAAAAUGUUAGUCUGCCUACCUUGAAAUUAUCAGAGUGAGCUUAUGUCAUACAUCAUCUGUCCAUCUAUCAGUCAGUUGGCACUGAACUUAAAAACUCUUCAAAUCUACUGAACAUAACAGUAUCACAAACGGAUAUGUCCAUGGUAGACAUAAUGCUUUUCUUUGAUGUAUUCAAUGUGUGUAAAUGUUUUGAAUUGUUGAAUAAAUAUUGCAAGACUU